GCUUUACUAGCCCAGGAGAAUGAUGAUGGAAAAGAGAGCGCCUUAUACUACUUGAGUAGAACAAUGACACCAAAUGAAUUGAACUACUCGCCAAUCGAAAAGACAUGCUUAGCGCUCAUUUUUGCAAUUCAAAAGUUGAAGCAUUAUUUUCAAGCACAUGUUGUCCGCCUCAUCUCAAGGAUGAAUCCUCUAAAGUAUGUUAUGUCAAAACCCGUCCUAUCCGACAGACUCGCAAGGUGGUACCUACAAUUGCAGCAGUUUGACAUAACAUAUAUUCCACAAAAGGCUGUGAAAGGGCAAGUCCUAGCCGAUUUCUUGGCAGAUCAUCCUAUCCCUGCAGAGUGGGAGUUAUCCGAUGAUCUACCCGAUGAAGAUGUUCUUGUGAUUGAAGCUAGUCCUCCUUGGAAAAUGUACUUUGAUGGAGCUUCUCACAGAGAAGGAGCGGGCGCCGGAGUAGUAUUUGUCACAUCCAACGGCGAAGUGUUGCCUCACUCUUUUACCUUAACACAAAAUUGCUCUAACAAUGUUGCUGAAUAUCAAGCUCUUAUCCUUGGGCUAGAAAUGGCAGUUGAUAUAAAGCAACUAAAAUUGGAGGUAUAUGGAGACUCCAAGUUGGUGAUCAAUCAGAUACUCGGAUCAUACGAAGUUAAGAAGCUCGAUUUACUCCCUUAUGUCGAUUAUGCUAAAAGACUUAUCGGAUACCUUGGUGAUGUGACGAUAGAACAUGUGCCUAGAAAUGAUAACAAACAAGCAGAUGCAUUGGCAAAACUUGCUUCUACUUUAGCCAUGCCCGAAGACGGAGCUCAUAUAUCAAUUUUCAAGAGGUGGGUCGUACCACCAAUCGUUGAACAUGGAGAAAUUGAAGAAGACGAAACUCGAGUGGUUUACGUGUUUGAAAUCGAGAAGGAAGAUUGGCGUCAAUCAUUUGUGGAUUACUUGAAGUACGAAAAGUUGCCUAAUGAUCCACAUCAAAGAGUUGAUAUUCGACGUCGUGCGGCUCGUUUCAUCUACUACAAAGAUACACUUUACAGACGUUCAUUUGAUGGAGUCUUCUUGAGAUGUUUAGCUCAUUCCGGAAUUUGCGGCGCCCAUCAGUCAGGACCCAAAUUACAUUUCCGAAUAAAAUGA
This is a messenger RNA of Erythranthe guttata (spotted monkey flower), 1128 nucleotides long. Lineage: Eukaryota; Viridiplantae; Streptophyta; Magnoliopsida; Lamiales; Phrymaceae. The record is from RefSeq and is a predicted model, not a curated record.